Molecule: messenger RNA, 2718 nt
Organism: Adineta ricciae
Lineage: Eukaryota; Metazoa; Rotifera; Eurotatoria; Adinetida; Adinetidae
Source: the annotation of a GenBank genome assembly
AUGUAUUCUGAAGCAAGUCUCUGCUGCUUACUGGUCACUGUCCUCACCUUCCAUACUAACAAUGCUCGACUUAUUCCAUUCCAACAUCUCGCUAAUAAACCAUUAGCUAUUGAUGCCAUAUCAAUGAAUAAUCUUCCAAUUCGAUCUCCCGAUGCCACCGUAGCUAAACGACAAACAACAUCACCACCCAAAGCAAAUACAACUAUAUGCUACCCAUUAGUUGGCUGUUUCGAUAAUAACGAUCCAUUUAAUAAUGCUGGCUUGGAAGUUCCCCAAUCUCCCGAAUUGGUCGAUACUGCUUUUCUCUUUUUCACACAAGACUCGCCAACGAAUCCAGAAUUUCUCUCGUACGAAGAUGAUAGUUCUAUUCUCAAAGCUGAUAUUAAUCCUUCUCGUUGGUUGAGAAUCAUCAUUCACGGCUUCACAAACAAUCGAGAUAGUGUUUGGAUGGCUAAACUGAAAAAUGAACUGUUAAAUUUGAAAAAUGCCGAAUUAUCCGAUGUCAUUCUUGUUGAUUGGGGUAAUGGUGCGAAAUUUCCUUUCUAUGCUAAUGCUGCUUCGAACACUCGUCUUGUUGGUAAACAAAUUGGAUUGCUCUUGGAAAAAUUGCAACAAUUAAAAGGAGUGUCACUUGAUAAGGUUCAUUGCAUUGGACAUAGUCUUGGCGCACAUACGUGUGGUCAAGCAUCGAACGCUGUCAACAAUCAAUUAGCGCGUAUAUCCGGUCUUGAUCCAGCUGGCCCAUUGUUUUCGGGAAAGAAAACAGCCGUUCGUUUGGAUAAAGAUGAUGCUAAAUUUGUUGAUGUUAUCCAUUCCAACACAGAAAUCGCUCUUGGACUUGGUCUCGGAUCAGCUGAAGAAUCAGGACACAUUGAUUUCUAUGCCAACGGUGGUCAGUCACAACCUGGCUGUCCUUCAGUUGGUGCAUUAAUCGGAGGUGUUAUCGGCGGUCAAAGUGAAGCUGCUUAUGAACAAGCUUCAUGUUCACACAGUCGUUCACAUGGAUAUUACAUCGAAUCAAUUCAUUCCGAAUGUCCAUACACAGCAUUUCCAUGCCACGAUUUCAAUAGUUUCAUGGACGGUAAAUGUCUUGUCUGUCCUAUCACCGGUUGCGCUCAAAUGGGUUUCUACUCGAUCUAUUCACUCGGCCGGGGUAAAAUGUACUCCACCACGAAAAGUAGUUCACCGUUCUGUGGUUAUCAUUACUUUGUUGAACUUGUUCUUGACCGUGACAUGGCGAAAACUAGUGGUGAAGUUUUCGUCGCUAUCUUUUCUGAUUAUGAAAUGUUAGCUAAUGUCAGUAUGACAGGCAAAUCAAAUGCUGAUAUCAAAGCUGGUGAUAUUCUUCGACAUGUGUUCAGUUAUCAAAGUGAUUUAGGCAAAGUUGAUUACGCCGAAAUAUACUUCAACAAAGCUAAACAAUUCUUCGGAUGGGGUGGUCAAAAAGGAAAUGAAAUUGUCGUUUCACGUGCUCGUCUUCGUUCUCUUGAAGAUACACUCGUCUACAGCGGCCGAUGUGAUACAAGUGAAAACGUUAUUAUUACUGUUAAAAAAAAAUACGAACGAAUCCAGUAUUUAUUAUUCUAUUCAAUCGUGUAUCGACAGGCAAAUAAACGAUUUUCUAGAAUCCCUACUGACAAGGUUGAUUCAUGUCAUCAUGUCAAUAGAAUCCCACAUUUGUCAUUGAUAUACAAGUUUCUUCAAGUUAAUCAUCGUGUCACAUUCAUAAUUCCAUUGAAAGGCAAUUGUCGAUAUCUAGUAGUUAUUACAUGUACUGAAAAUGAUGAAUCGGCUAUUCUUGGUCUUAGUCUGGACACUAAUCGGAUUGCACUUGAUUCAAUAAUACCCAUCUCUAUUGAUUUCAAUGUUUCAUUGAAUGGCAAUGGUGGUUUUAACAUCAUAUCAAACGAUCAAUAUCAUACUUUUCAACCAAUAAAUCUUCAUGCUCUUUGGAUUACGUAUCAGACUUUACAGAAUCUAUUCAGACAAACUCGUUGUUCUAAUGACUUUGCACAUCGUUGGCUGGAAGAGUAUUAUAAUCAAAAGCUACAAUCUAAACAAAAACCAUCACGUCACAUCAUAUCCAAUGGAGAUAUCAUUCAUACACGAAUUUAUACCAAAUUGAAAGAAAUUAUGCUAGAAGUUGAUCUCGAUGACGUCACAACAAAAUUUUUACACGAACGAUUGGAAAAUGCUUUUGGCAUGUCUCUGUUUGCGCACAAACAAUAUAUUGAUACUAUUAUGCUCGAAAUUCUUGCGCAAAUGGACAAAGCCACGGAAAUUCUACCGUAUCUUUAUCUUGGCUCGGAGUGGAAUGCAUCCAAUUUCGAAGAAUUGAAAGCUCGUGGUAUCGGUUACGUUUUGAAUGUUUCCUGUGAAAUAGAGAAUUUUUUCCCGGAACAUUUUCAAUACUUGAAUAUUCGUGUACGUGAUCAUGACAAUGUGGAUUUAUUGAAAGAAUGGGAGAGAACGUAUCGAUUCAUGAAAGAAGCCAAAACAAAUCAUCGAGGCUGUUUAGUCCAUUGUAAGAUGGGUAUUAGUCGAUCGGCUUCUACGGUGAUAGCGUAUCUUAUGAAAGAAUAUAAUCAGACUCUGACAACGGCUUUUGAACACGUCAAAACGCGUCGUUCGUGUGUUCAACCAAAUGAUGGAUUUCGAAAUCAAUUAGUUGUUUAUGAAGGAAUCUUGGCGGCCAAAAGAACUUUUCCAAGUAAAUGA